Messenger RNA from Diachasma alloeum, 1062 nucleotides. RefSeq lists its product as uncharacterized. NCBI's taxonomy places the organism in Eukaryota, Metazoa, Arthropoda, Insecta, Hymenoptera, Braconidae. The record is from RefSeq and is a predicted model, not a curated record. The transcript has a single exon. Bases 1 to 1062 code for a protein of 353 amino acids.
AUGGUGCGUGUUCCAGCCUUAACUGGUUCGAGGAAUGCCAGGAGCUUGAAGUUUGGCUGUCGAUCUGAGGGGAUGACCUUGGCACUUGGGGCUUCGGCUUCAGGAGGGUUGAGGGUUCCUGAGGAGAAGCAGCCGGCUCAUGUCUCCACUCGGUGUUCUGCUCAAAGGCAAGCUCAUUCGUCAACUCCUAUGUACUACUUUCCUCAUCAUGGUAUUCUCAGGGAAAGUAGUGAAACAACGAAGCUGAGGGUAGUGUUCAACGGCUCCAGUAAGAUCAGCUCAGAGGUAUCUCUCAGUGACAUCCAACAUACUAGUGCCAAAAGGCAGAAGAAUAUCUCUGACGUGCUGCUCUCAUUCAGGCGGAGUAAGUACAUUUUCAUGACGGAUAUCACGAAGAUGUUCCGUCAAAUCAAGGUGCAUCGUGAGGACUGGCCUUUUCAACAGAUUCUGUGGCGAAAUUCUCAAGGUCAGAUCAACACCUACCAGCUCACCACCGUGACCUACGGGACUAAAUCGCCCCCAUUCUUAGCCUGUAGAGUUUCCAACCAACUGGUCGCGGACGAAGGAUAUCGUUUUCCUCUAGCAAUCUCUCCGUUGACCAGUGGAAGAUACGUGGAUGACAUCUGUGGUGAUGCUGAAGAGGAGAGUGAUCUUCUAGAAGUCUCCACGCAAGUGAGGGGUCUUUGCUUAUCUGGUGGUUUCCCUCUAGCAAAGUGGCAUAGCAACAGUCGGUCUCUACUCAGAUCUCUGGAUCCAGAAGGUGUCUCUCAGGAUUAUAAGCUGCUAGAGGAUUCCAUCACAAAGAUUCUUGAGCUGAAGUGGGAUCCAAACACAGACCAAUUCAAGUUCUCGAUCCACAUUCCGGCCAAUUCAAAGAUGACGAAGAGGAAUAUAUUGUCUGAGAUAGCUCAGUUGUUCGACGCUCUGGGUCUACUUUCUCCUGUGGUGAUUAGGGCAAAAGCACUUCUACAGCGUCUCUGGGUUGAGAAGCUGGACUGGGAUGAUGCGCUCUCACCACAAAUCUCAGACAAGUGGACCCAAUUCCGUAAGGAGCUGUCUUAG